This is a messenger RNA of Phytophthora nicotianae INRA-310, 573 nucleotides long. RefSeq lists its product as hypothetical. The record is from RefSeq and is a predicted model, not a curated record. NCBI's taxonomy places the organism in Eukaryota, Oomycota, Peronosporomycetes, Peronosporales, Peronosporaceae. The transcript has 5 exons. The coding region runs from base 1 to 573 and encodes 190 amino acids.
AUGCGGUCUGUGCCUCAUUUAAACAGCCAGAAAUCUAAAGCCAUUGACGAGGCUAACGUGCACGGCAUAUCUACAGAGCUCGCCAAGAAGUACAACAUUCACCGCACGACGCUGUAUCGAUGGGUGAAACCUCAAGUAAAGAUCAAGGCUGCUCGCCCUACGAAGAAGUUUGCGGUUGAUACGCACCGAGGUCCGUCUAUUAAGUAUCCAGAACUGAGAAAAGGCGGGCGCUUCGAGCCACGAUUGCUCUAUGAGAGAACAGAGCGUGCAGCAGUGGAGUAUUUGCGGCGUUUUAGACUCCGAAACAGGUUCUCCACUGUUGCUACUGCUUUUGGAGCAAGCAUGCACUGGUCGACUGAAAAUAGCAGUAUUAAAAUCAUGCUUUCCGGGACUCAGCAAGUAAAAAAAAUGCUGCCGCUUAUUGUUUUUGCCGGCAUUCCUAACGCCGACGUGCGUGAUGAGCUUACAAACCACCCUUUGCAUCAAGAUCGUGUUAUACUCACGGUGCAACGGAAGGCGUACUGUGACGAAUGCGUGAUGCUAGAAUGGAUCGAUGAGUCUGAAAACGCAUAA